UUUAUCUUUACCAUAUAAUAGUAUAAGCACCCCAGUUAUUGAAGCACCAUUUAUUGCAUUUGCAAUUGGAAAUUUCUCUAUUGAUUGUUAUGGUAGCACUACAGGUAAGUGUUGGACACCAGUUAACGAUGACGAAAUGAAUGAUAAAGUGAUAGCUGAAUUACAAAAGCAUGCAUUGGAUAAAGGCAAUGAAGCAAUUAGUUCUUUAUCUCAAAAAAAUGAGGAAAACAGUUCCAGACCGCCAUCCCAUGCAACUGAUUUAGCUAAAGCUACACAGCCAAGUAUGGAAACAAAUGAAAUUAAUAAUCAUCAAGAAAGUGAAUUAGGUGCAAAUAAUGCAAUACAUGAUGGUGAUAUAGUACACAAUGAUAUUGCCAGCCAAAAACCCCCAUCAAUGUCUGAUAAUGUCUCAACUCACAGGCAAAAAGUUACAAGCAUAUCACCUCACAGUUUUAAUCCACUUGAAUAUUGCAAAAAAUGGUGCAAAAUUGAUAAAUUUGGUUCUCACAGAGAAUGGCUGUAUUUCAUUGAUUCUGGAGGUCAGCUUCAGUUUCAAAAGCUAUUACUAGCUUUUAUGCCUCACACUUCAGUUCUUAUUCUAGUGGUCAAUUUAUCUAAAAAUCUCUCUGAUAAAUCGUGUACAAAGAUGGAAUGCCCUGGUCGAACAAUUGAUUCAGGCAAUGAUUAUUCUCUUAAAGUAGAAGAUAUGCUAAAACAAAUUCUUUCAGCUGUAGCUUCAAAUGCACAAAAGGCAACUUCAAUAAUUGAUGACUUUCCUUGGAUUGAACGUAAAGGUGGAAAACUGCUUAAUGUAUUAACAGUUGGCACACAUCUUGAUGUAUAUGAUAAAAAGCAAGAAGAGUCUGAAGUUGAAUCUUUGGAAGAAAAAAGAGAUGGAUUAAGAAUGAUUUUAAAUUCUGUUAGCAAAUCUAUUCAAAUAGUUUAUGCUCCACCUCCUCCACGUAAAAACCCAAUUCAUGUAAUUGAUGGUCGUAAAGCUGAAACUGAUGAAUCCAAUGAUAAAUCUAUAGAAAUAAUUGCAAAAAGCUUAAAAGACCAGUCAUAUAAAAUCAAAGUACCUCUACGAUGGCAUUACUUUGGUGUUAUUCUUCGUAAGAAAUCAAAGGAAACCAGUGGGAUAUUGGAUUUGUCUUCAUGUGAAGAUUUUGGAGAAAUGCUACAAAUGAAGCCUCAAGAAGUUCACAAUGCCCUAAAGUUUUUCCAUAUACUAAAAAUGUUAUUUCAUUAUGAUGAUUCACCAGCAAAGGACAUAGUGUUUGUGAAAUUGGAUGGUCUUAUUAGCAUUAUCAAAGAAUUAAUGGAUGCCAUAACUGAAUUUCGAAAAUUCAAAAGGUUAGAAAGAGAGCAAAGACAACUAGCAACAGUAGGACGUCUUUCAAUUGAAAAUCUCAAGUCAACUGUUUCUUUUAAAAUGAUUUCAUCAAUAUUUAAUAAUGAUGAUGACUUUGUGUCAAAAAUGCUUUUGGGUUUGUUUCAGCAUCUUGACAUUGCUGCACAGCUUUCAGAAACAGAAUUUUUGAUGCCAGCUCUACUUCCUGUCAUUGAUAUAUCUGACACUGAGGUAGCUAUUCUUGAAACAACACCUUUACUUUUCUACUUUAAAGACAGAGCUGUUCCUAUGGGCCUCUUUUGUGCUGUUAUAGUAAAUCUUCUCUCUGCAGACUCUUGGAGAAUUACUUCCAGGCAAGGAAAUUAUUCUAAUUUUUUUACAUUACAAAAAACAAUGGAAGCUUGUCAAAUUAUAAAUUUGACUCUAGUUGAACAGCUUGAUUGCAUUGAAAUACAUUGUAGAAAAACUGCUGAUAGAGUCAAAGUUAAAAAUGCUGUAGAGAAAUCCAUAAAUGAAGUUAUGAAGAAGAAGAACAUUAAUGAUGAAUUACCAAUAUUGGCAUUUUAUUGCCGGUUCAUGCGGCGGUGCAAGAGAUCAUAAAGCUACAAUAAAGAAUAUCACAAAAAAAGAAGACUCUAUCAUUGUUAACUGUGAAAAAUUUGAUGAUGAUUUAGAGGAAAAAUCUAAAGAAAAUUGUUCAUGGUUUACUAGUGAAAGAGAUAUAAAGGAUGAAUUUACAAAAAUCCUCCACAUUGGUGAUUUGAAGGAAAUAAUUACAAUAUUACAGGAAAAAGAGUUUCCAUUUGACAAAUGGUUUGAUUUUGGAUUAAGGUUGGAUGUUACUUAUAAUCAGUUACAAGUUAUUAAAAAUGACAUGAGAGAAAGCCAUCCUUGCCUUCGUGAAUGCCUUGCAAAAUGGUUGAAAACUGGUAAAGCAAGAUACAAAGAACUAAUAGAGGCUGUUAAAGGUAUUGAUGAACAUGCUGUAGCUGAUGCUAUAGGAAAACAUUUAAGGUCAAAAUAAUUUUUGUGUUAUUAUUAUUAAAAUAGGAAAUUUGUUUUC
Molecule: messenger RNA, 2414 nt
Organism: Amphimedon queenslandica
Lineage: Eukaryota; Metazoa; Porifera; Demospongiae; Haplosclerida; Niphatidae
Exons: 2
Coding region: 137-1951 (604 amino acids)
Source: RefSeq, a predicted model, not a curated record